AUGAGUGAUCCAUGGGCAGAUUACGAUCCUAAUAUAAUAUCAGCUUUACAAGAAGCUUUUGGAGAUAUCAUAACAGCAAAGCCACUUACAAAUUUAUUAUCAGGAGAUUCCGGUCCAUCAAUAGCUGGUGGUUGUUCAUGUAAUCGUUCUCUUAUGAUUUUUAUAGCACUUAUGGUAUUUAACGCAAUAUUGUUCUGGGUGUAUAAUCGAGGAAAAAAAGAUAUUGAGAAAAAAAUCAAGAAACAUGGAUAUUACUAA
Messenger RNA from Plasmodium reichenowi, 258 nucleotides. RefSeq lists its product as hypothetical. The record is from RefSeq and is a predicted model, not a curated record. Lineage: Eukaryota; Apicomplexa; Aconoidasida; Haemosporida; Plasmodiidae. Bases 1 to 258 code for a protein of 85 amino acids. The transcript is spliced from 2 exons.